This is a messenger RNA of Bacidia gigantensis, 426 nucleotides long. RefSeq lists its product as uncharacterized. NCBI's taxonomy places the organism in Eukaryota, Fungi, Ascomycota, Lecanoromycetes, Lecanorales, Ramalinaceae. The transcript has a single exon. The coding region runs from base 1 to 426 and encodes 141 amino acids. The record is from RefSeq and is a predicted model, not a curated record.
AUGACGACCACUCCACCUUCCAGACAUCCUAGCAUGACUAGCACUGGCAUUCACACCCCACCAAACACAGACAUGGACGUCACCAGCCUUCAAAACCACAUCACAGCCCUCCAAGCGGACAAAGCCGAACUCGAAGCUAGACUUCGAGAAGAAACCUUUCGGUAUAACGCCCUCAAAGACGCUGUGAAUCAGCUCCGCCCAAGAUUUGAACAAAUGUCCAAUGAUCGUUUUGAGCAUACUUCACUCCCGGAAGGCUCUAUGAGCAGCUCGUUGGAGCACAGGGGUGAAGAGCGCCAUGCCCUGGGAACGGCGAUUGAAACGAUGGAGAAGCUUUUGGAUGAAAAGAAUAUGAAAAUUGAGAAGUUGGAGAUUGAGAACAAAGUCUUGCGGGAGGCGAAUGAAGGUCGUGACACGGGCCGGAACUGA